Messenger RNA from Notothenia coriiceps (black rockcod), 1680 nucleotides. RefSeq names its product glutamate receptor 3-like. The record is from RefSeq and is a predicted model, not a curated record. Bases 1 to 1680 code for a protein of 559 amino acids. Gene Ontology annotation, cellular component: membrane. Gene Ontology annotation, molecular function: ligand-gated monoatomic ion channel activity; signaling receptor activity. Gene Ontology annotation, biological process: monoatomic ion transport. Lineage: Eukaryota; Metazoa; Chordata; Actinopteri; Perciformes; Nototheniidae. The transcript has 10 exons.
AUGGUUACUGUGUGCAGGUCUAAUCCUCUGGGUCUCUCCUUCUCUCUCUCUCCAGGUUUCUCUAUUCUGCAGGCCAUCAUGGAGGCAGCAGUAGCUAACAACUGGCAGGUGACCGCUCGCUCCGUUAGCGGCACAACCGACGCAUCUGAGUUCAAGCGCAUCAUUGAGGAGAUGGAUAGGAGGCAGGAGAAGCGCUUUGUGAUUGACUGCGAGGUGGACAGGAUCAACACCAUACUGGAACAGGUUGUGACCCUGGGGAAGAACAGCCGUGGUUACCACUACAUUCUGGCCAAUCUUGGAUUUACUAAUGUGAGCUUGGACAAAGUCUUCGCUGGUGGAGCCAAUAUUUCUGGGUUUCAGAUCGUCAACCCUGAGAACCCGAUAGUGCAGCAGUUUAUGCAGCGCUGGGAGCGGCUAGAUGAAAGAGAAUUCCCAGAAGCCCGAAACACUCCUCUGAAGUACACUUCAGCUCUGACCCAUGAUGCCAUCCUGGUGAUAGCAGAGGCCUUCAGGUACCUGCGGCGCCAACGUGUGGACGUGUCUCGCCGGGGCAGCGCUGGAGACUGCCUAGCCAAUCCUGCCGUUCCUUGGAGCCAAGGCAUCGACAUCGAGAGAGCUCUCAAAACGGUUCAAGUGAAUGGUAUGACUGGGAAGAUCCAGUUUGACAACUACGGCCGCAGGACCAACUUCACCAUAGAUGUUUAUGAGAUGAAAACAGGUGGGCCGAGGAAGAUUGGGUACUGGAACGAGUACGCACGAUUUGUAAAUAUUAUGGACGCGCAGGUCACCAACGACUCAGUGGAAAACCGAACGAUUGUGGUCACUACUAUUAUGGAAGCUCCUUAUGUGAUGUACAAGAAAAAUUAUAUGCAUCUGGAUGGGAAUGACAGAUAUGAAGGCUACUGCGUCGAUUUAGCAUCAGAGAUUGCCAAACAUGUUGGAAUUAAGUACAAACUGUCUAUAGUAAUGGAUGGGAAGUAUGGAGCCCGAGACCCCGAGACCAAGACGUGGAACGGGAUGGUUGGCGAACUGGUCUAUGGGAGAGCAGAUAUAGCUGUUGCACCUCUCACCAUUACUCUGGUUCGAGAGGAGGUGAUAGACUUUUCCAAGCCCUUUAUGAGCUUGGGGAUCUCCAUUAUGAUAAAGAAGCCCCAAAAGUCCAAGCCUGGCGUGUUCUCCUUCCUGGACCCGCUGGCCUAUGAGAUCUGGAUGUGUAUAGUGUUUGCCUAUAUUGGGGUGAGCGUGGUCCUGUUCCUGGUCAGUCGGUUCAGUCCUUAUGAGUGGAACCUCGAUGAACAGGACGAGACCAAAGACCCCCAGACGCCCCCAGAUCCGCCAAAUGACUUUGGUAUCUUCAACUCCCUCUGGUUCUCUCUGGGCGCCUUCAUGCAGCAGGGCUGUGACAUCUCCCCCAGAUCUCUGUCAGGCCGCAUUGUCGGUGGUGUUUGGUGGUUCUUCACCCUCAUCAUCAUCUCCUCCUACACAGCCAACCUGGCUGCCUUCUUGACAGUGGAGAGGAUGGUCUCUCCUAUAGAAAGUGCCGAAGAUUUAGCUAAGCAGACAGAGAUAGCGUAUGGCACUCUGGACUCAGGCUCCACAAAAGAGUUUUUUAGGGUGAGUAGAAGCAGAAAGUACAGCACUUUUGACCCGCACAAGAUUGCCCCAAAUGAGGCAUGUUGA